AUGAUUUGCUUAAGUUGGAAUUACCGGGGGCUUAGGAACCCCCGGACAAUUCAUGAGCUUCUCCAACUAGUGAAGACUAAGACCCCACAUCUGGUUUUUCUUAUUGAAACCAAGUGCUCAAGUGAAAAGAUGGAAACAAUUCGAGUUCAAAUGGGUUCUGACAACUGUUUUGCUGUAAAAAGUGUGGGAAGAAGUGGUGGUUUAGCCCUCUUGUGGAAUUCAAGUAUAGAGGUGAAGGUGGAUACCUAUACUAACUGGCACAUUUCAGUUUAUGUAAAAUUGCCAAAUUCUGAUAAGUCAUGGCUUCUAACGGGUUUCUAUGGACAUCCUAAUACUGCAAAGAGGUCUGAAACUUGGCAAAUUCUUAAAGCUAUAAAACCAGCACCACAAGUCUCGUGGAUGUGCUUUGGUGAUUUUAAUGAAAUAACUUGCUUAAGUGAAAAAUAUAGGGCAGCUAUAAGACCAUAUAAGCAAGUUAGGGACUUCAGACAAACCUUAGCACAAUGUGAGCUAAGUGACUUCGGUUUUCGGGGGGAUAAGUAUACCUGGGCAAAUAAUAGAGAGGGAAGCAAUUUCACCAAGGAGAGACUUGACAGAGUACUUGGGAACUCCUCCUGGAUUGACAUGUUUGAAGACCAUUCAGUGCAGCACCUAGCUACUUAUUCAUCAGACCACAAGCCUUUAUUGAUAACCUUGCAAACAAAGAACAUCAGGCCAAGGAAAAAAAGAAUUUUUAGAUAUGAAGACAAAUGGAGAACAAAGGAAGGUUGUGAAGCACUAAUCAAAAGAUCUUGGAAGUACAUUCGAGGGUCCCUAGAUAAUAUUGGCAGUACAUUGCAAAGCUUGAGAAACUACAAAACCAGCUUGAAUCAGUGGAGCAAAGACCAGAACAAGAAAGACCAAGAAGCCCUAGAGUCAAAGGUUAAGCUGCUCAACCACCUAAAAGACCAGAAUGUAGGCCAGCAUUAUGCUGAAAUCAGAGCUAUUCAAAAGACAGUGGACCAGUUACUAGACUAG
Carya illinoinensis is the source of this 1017-nucleotide messenger RNA. RefSeq lists its product as uncharacterized. The record is from RefSeq and is a predicted model, not a curated record. The coding region runs from base 1 to 1017 and encodes 338 amino acids. The transcript has a single exon. Lineage: Eukaryota; Viridiplantae; Streptophyta; Magnoliopsida; Fagales; Juglandaceae. Gene Ontology annotation, molecular function: catalytic activity.